Molecule: messenger RNA, 6510 nt
Organism: Strongylocentrotus purpuratus (purple sea urchin)
Lineage: Eukaryota; Metazoa; Echinodermata; Echinoidea; Camarodonta; Strongylocentrotidae
Product: myosin I gamma
Exons: 21
Coding region: 97-3153 (1018 amino acids)
Biological process (GO): actin filament organization; vesicle transport along actin filament
Cellular component (GO): myosin complex; plasma membrane; vesicle
Molecular function (GO): ATP binding; actin filament binding; microfilament motor activity
Source: RefSeq, a predicted model, not a curated record
UGGUAUGUUUCCAGUGUUUCGAAAUGAAUUAGAAAAGUAGGAGCAGGAGGGACGGUUUUGUCGCAAAAGCUGGAAUAAAGUUGGAACUAAAUCAUUAUGGCUCAUCAGGAGAGCGCUCAGUUUGGAAAAGGAGAUUUUGUUCUCCUGGAUGAAAUCUCAGAAGAUGCUUUCAUGGCGAAUUUGAAAAUGCGAUUCCAAAAGGGGCGCAUCUACACCUACAUCGGGGAAGUAGUGGUAUCCAUCAACCCAUACAGAAUGGUCAACAUUUAUGGAGAUGAACAGGUCAACGACUACAGAGGGCGUGAGAUCUACGAACGCCCCCCUCAUAUAUUCGCCAUCGCGGAUGCGGCAUACAAAGAGAUGAAGAGGAGAGCAAGAGACACGUGUAUCGUAAUAUCAGGUGAGAGUGGAUCAGGCAAGACAGAAGCCUCUAAGAUCAUCAUGAGAUACAUCGCUGCAGUCACCAAUGCUAGUCAACAGCAAGAAGUAGAGAGAGUGAAGAAUAUCUUGAUCCAGUCCAACGCACUCCUCGAAGCCUUUGGGAAUGCCAAGACCAACAGAAAUGAUAACUCGAGUCGCUUUGGCAAGUACAUGGAUAUCAACUUUGACUUCAAAGGAGAUCCCAUUGGAGGACACAUCAACAACUAUCUUCUAGAAAAGUCAAGAGUUAUACACCAGCAGAAAGGAGAGAGGAAUUUCCAUUCUUUCUAUCAGCUCUUAGUAGGAUGCACAGAACAGAUUCUCAAGGAAUUCAAGUUAAAGAGAGAUCCCAAAGCCUUCUUCUAUAUCAACCAAGGAAAUGGCGCUACAAGAGAGCUACCUGAGGCAAAAGGUUCACAAGUAGGACAUGACAGGAGAGACUACAAGGCAGCGCAAGAAGCAAUGAGGGAUCUAGGUUUCACUCCUGAGGAACAGAAGACUGUUUGGACCAUGGUAGCUGCCAUCAUGCAUCUGGGUGAGGUCGACUUUGAGGAUAGUUCCGACAAGGAGGAAGGGUCAAAGGUCAGGAACAAGGACGCCAUCAAGACUCUUGCAUCUCUUCUCAAGGUCAGCAAGGAUGAGCUAGUUCAGGCGCUAUGCUUCAGGGUCGUUGCCGCGGGGUCAACCGAGGUCGUUCAUAAAGGUCACACCAAGGAACAGGCGUACCAUGGAAGGGAUGCCUUUGCCAAGGCCAUGUAUGAACGUCUCUUCACUUGGAUCGUCGGCAAGAUAAACAGCGCUAUUGAAGUCAAGGGUACAGUGAAGGAUCAUGGGAAGGAAACUGUCAUCGGUGUGCUGGAUAUCUACGGCUUUGAAAUAUUUGAUGAUAACAGCUUUGAACAAUUCUGUAUCAACUACUGCAACGAGAAGCUUCAGCAGCUCUUCAUUGAGCUAGUCCUGAAGCAAGAGCAGGAGGAGUACCAGCGGGAAGGCAUCGAGUGGACCAACAUAGACUACUUCAAUAACUGCAUCAUCUGUGACCUGGUAGAGGAGAACCAUAAAGGGGUCAUCGCCAUCCUCGACGAGGCCUGCCUCAACGUGGGAAAGAUCACUGAUGGGAUUUUCUUGGAUGCAAUGAACAAGAAACUGUCCUCCCAUCCUCACUACACAAGUAGAGCUUUGCAACCAUCUGAGAAGAGUCUAGAACAUGGCAAGAACUUCAUCAUCAGGCAUUACGCUGGUGAUGUCACAUAUGAUGUGACUGGCUUCAUGGACAAGAACAAGGAUACUCUCUUCCAAGACUUCAAACGUCUUCUUUUCUCCAGUGAGAACCCGACUAUCUCGUCCAUGUGGCCUGAAGGUCAGCAGAAGGUCACAGCGGUAACCAAACGGCCUCCUACUGCUGGCACAGUCUUCAAGAAUUCCAUGAUAGAACUAGUUAAGAACCUGGCAUCAAAGGAGCCUUUCUACGUCCGAUGCAUCAAACCAAAUGAGGAGAAAUCACCGCUCCUUUUUGAUGACUUGAGAUGCUUACAUCAAGUAAGGUAUCUGGGACUACUAGAGAACGUCCGGGUGAGGAGGGCAGGCUUUGCAUCAAGGCAACACUACCAACGAUUUCUACUCAGGUACAAGAUGUUGUCAGGCUACACCUGGCCCAACUUCCGAGGGGGAGACGACAAGCUGGGGGUCCAGACUCUGGUCCAGGAACUCCAGCUAGAGCACGAUGUCAAGUACGGCAAGACCAAGAUCUUUAUCAGAACCCCCAGGACCAUAGUCCAGCUGGAGGAGGCUAGGACCAGGUUACUUCCGGCGCUAGCAACAUUCCUACAAAAGCUCUGGAGAGGGACACUAGCAAGAUGGCGGGUGAAGAAAAUCAGAGCAAUCUAUGUGAUCAUGAAUGCGUACAAGCGCUACGUCCCACGGUCCUACCUGAACAAGGUCAAGGCAACGUUCGGCAGGGUCAAGCAAAGGAAGGAUUAUGGGAAGAGUCUGGAAUGGCCCAAGCCCCAUAGGUGGAUGGUGCCUCUCUCAAAACUACUGCAGAGGAGUCAUAGGAGAUGGAUUGCUGCUCAGAUCCUUAGGAACAUCCCCAGUGAGGAAUGGCCAGAGGUCAGACUAAAGUCAGCCGCUCAGUCAGCCCUGUCAGGUCGAAGGUCAAACUGGGGUCAUCAAAGAAGAUGGAGAGGAGAUUAUCUGUCGUCUAUGGAUGAAAACUUCCAGUCUUCAGUGUAUGUAGCGAUGAUAGGACAACUCAAGACCAAGGAUAGGUUCAGCAACGUUCUCUUCUCAUCAAAGAUCCUUAAGGUCAACAAGCAUAAUAAGUUUGCUGAGAGGACACUAGUGGUCACUGAUCGGUUCAUCUACAAACUGGAUCCCAAGAAGAACUUCAAACUCAUGAGACCGGGGACGCCUGUUUCAGAGGUGACAGGAGUCAGCGUGACCCCAGGCAGAGAUCAACUGAUCAUAAUACAUCUAUCAGGUGACAAUGACAUCGUAGUGUGCCUUACUAAUGAUGUCAGAGAGAACCGGGUGCCAGAGCUUGUUGGGAUCCUAGAAGACACUUGGGUGGACAAGCGUAAACGUGAAAUCCGGACCAUCGUCAGCAACAACCUGCAGUGUCAGCUGGGCAAGAAGCAACGCAAGAUACGUGUCCAGCCGACGGGUGUUGAUGAACCAGUCUUUCAGAGGGAUCAGCAUGACUUUAUACUACAGUGGCCCAGCAUUGAGAGCUAAGGAGACUGGUAACCUACGCCUUUAGUCUGAAAUCCUUGUUAACUCUUAAUCUCUAUAGGUUUAAUAUAUUCAUGAAACUUUGAUAAUGGUCUGUUGAUGCAUGAAGUACCAAGUGUCAAUCUCUUUAUUCUUGAAAAAAUCAAAUUCUGUAAAUUGAUGAAUGAACAAAAUAUAAUUCUGUUACACAGUAAAUGAUCAAAUGAAUCCUUUAUGAAAUGAAGAUAAAAAUUGAUUUAGUAAUGACUUUAUUUGUGUCAUUUACCGAUUUACAGGAGGAGGGGAUGUAGGGCUUUAAUUUAAAGCCUAUCUGUACUAGUUUGGCCAGGAGGGAUUAGACCUCCCUGGAUGGUCACUGGCAGGUGGUUAUCUCAUCAAAUCAGCUCUCCAUUAACAUAAGAAAGAGGAGACCAUGGGGAUCAAUGGUCACCAAUAAGGCAUUGCUUGCUAUAUAGAGGGCACAAGUAGCUAUAAGUAGUGCAGUGGGGCUUUAAUAGUCUGUUGAUGUAUGAAGUACCAAGUGUCAAUCUCUUUAUUCUGGACAAAAAUUAAUGUAAUUCUGUAAUUUGAUGAAUGAACAAAAUAAUUAUGUUUAAUACACAAUCAAUGAACAAAAUGAAUCCUUUAUGAAAUGAAGAUAAAAAUUGAUUUGGUAAUGACUUUUUGUGUGUUAUUUACCGAUUUACUGGAGGAUGAGAAGUAGCGCUCCAUAAAAUAUGUUGCCUUAUUUUUCCACUUGGUGGGAUUUAAAACAACCUGGACUAUAGUUCUUACUCCUUUUUUAAUACCCAUGUAUGGAUUAAAACAAUGGACUGCCAUAUUAGUUGGAAUAUGCAUGUACACAUGUAGUUCCAUUUCGUUUGUACAUGUACUUGUGAAAAAUGUUGAUUGUGGCAGUCCACUGUUUGGUCCAUUUGUCGACCAUAGCAAGUGAUGGGUUAAGGCAUGUAUAUUUUCUUUUUUAGUUUGUAUAUUCUUCAUUCAUAUGAAUGAAACCAUGUUAAUCCUUUCCUAAUGCCUUAACAACUGAAUGAUGUGACCAUACAUUGUAUAUAUAUAUACAAAAUAAUUCCUUGUCUAUAUUUAGACGUGGGAACAACUCUUUCAAGUCUCAAAGACUUGAAAUUAUUUAUGAAUAAUAUGUACUUAACCAGACAUUCCAAAAUCUGUGUGUAAGAAAGGUCAUGUAACACAUGUACAAGGUUGAAUAUUUUGAUUAAUUUAAUUUGAUAAAAACUGUAAAAUGUUGAUGGAAUAAUAUUGCCUUCUAUCCAAGGACUAGUGUGAUGAAAUUGAGUCAGUAAUGUCUGAAUUGUUGACAUACAUACUUGUAAAAUGACAAACUUGUUAUCAACUGCCUUAAAAUUGUUCAUAUACAUGUAGCUUAUGAAGUCAGUGCAAUCUGUAUACGAACUUGUAUAUCUUCUACAGUAAUGAACAGUAAUGUUCCUCAAAUCAAAGUAUGGUUCUGUAGUACGAAUACAUGUAAAUCACCUUGCACUACUAGUAUUUUUAUUUGAAUGACUGAUUUAUGUGGAGUCAUAUACUAUAGAGAUAGAGCAUGAGUGGGUCCUUUUUAGGUGCAACUAACCCUGUCGAAAGAAUAAGUGGUGCAACCGCAAACCUUGCUCAAUUGUAUUUCCCUAUAGCAUUUUGAUCAUUGCACAAUUUCAUAAGUUGGGCCAAUAGGCUACCUACACGUGGUCCUCAUUUUUGUGAUGUUACAUGUCAUAUUUAGAAUAUGAAGGUAUUUGAAGAGCCAUGCUUUUCAGAGAACAUUUUUUUCCUGAUGAUCUUCCUGGCUUGCAUAAUAACAAUGAUAACGCUCACAAAUUAUUUUCACCUCAUCCCAGAACUCAACCUUCUCUUUAAGCUUCAAUCUUUCUUAAUUUGUUUUACAUUUGUUCAUAAUGAUAUACAGGAUUAUUUUCUGGUCAAAUGAGUUGUGAUAAACUAGAGAAUAUUAUUCUCUCUGCUUCAAUGUGUGCUAAAAUUGAAUAUCAGGAUCGAUUAAAGAUCUGUUCAAAUUGUAUGAAUUGUACUUACUAACUAAUAUAUUGAAUUAUACGUAAACAGCUGUCAUAAGUAAGAUUAAAAUAUUUUAAAGUUUGUUAAGUUUCCGACUUUACAAACCUUAAAUGUGAGAUGAUAUUUCUGCAUACAUAUGAUUUAUAUGUAAACAUGGAUUUGUUGUUUAAUUCAUGAAUAUUCAUGCUAAUUAUUUGCCUCGUCCUCCUUUUCUAUUUGUUUCGAUCUCAUUAUGAAUUGGACCAUUAUAUGAGUUGUUUGCAUUAUUCCAUUUAGCUUUUUUAAUUUUCCUUCAUGUAUUGAAUAUAAGUAGAAUUUGUUAGAUACUCACAGUGCUGUACAUUUAGAAGGUUAUAUAAUUCAACUGUUCUGAGUCAAAAGAGGAUUAUUUCAUACUUUUACAUAGAGUUUAUACCUUUUUUCUCUCAACUGACAAUGUGUUUCAAACUCAGUUUGUAGAUGUGUUUCUUCAUAUCUUUUGCAAGUGAUGAUUAUAUUGUUUGGAGCUCUGUCUUAUAAAACGUUGCGAUUGAUUAGGAUCGUAAGUUCCUCCAUUCGAUCAGAAACUCACAACUCCUAUAAUAGCCUUGGUAGAGCCUCUGAAGUUGCCAUUGAUCUAUGUGGUAGAUACCGUUCUUUUUACCAUACAGCUUAUGUUGAUGUUCAUGAGACCGUCAAUGUUGGUCCUAGCAAUGUAUUUAAGUGCAUGAUUUUGUCUUGCCAUUGGACGCAAAAACCCUUUUUCAUUUGUUUCUAUUCAAUUACUUGAAUAUUUAUUUGUAAGCUCUCUGAUACAAAGUAUCAUGUAGAUGUUAAUGUGUCAAAAGUCAUGAAUGUGUUAAAUAUGUCAUGCUUGGUAGUACUAUAAAGUGCAAAUAGUUUUGUGUAGUUUAUAAAAACUUGAAAUAUAAAUGUAUCUAACGUAAAGAACAACGUCAUGAUAUCAAAAAAGAGGGAUUUAUUUUUGAAAUAAUGAUCAAAGAGAAGAAAAUUUUAAAAUCUUUGAAUUGAACUAAUCAAAGUUAGUUUACAAAUAUACUUUAUCGCUGGACAAUUAUGCAAGGAACUCGCAUGAUCAUUAGGGUAAUAUGAAAUUUUGUAUUGUAGAUUUUAGAUGAAUACCGGUAUAUUGGAUUGAUAUAAUAGGCUAUUUUGAUAUAGAUGUACACAUAUACAAAUAUGCUUUAUUGGAAAGUUGAUAUAUAAUUACGCAUUUGAUUAGUUAUACAGUACUCAUUUAUAUACUGAUUCUUUUUGAUCAGUUUAAAAAAUUAACAAGAUUCAUGUAUGCCUGUUGAUUUUAUAAAGAAUAAAAUGAAAACUAAAACUAGA